AUGUUUGGGUUUGCCAUCAACAACUGGGUUACUGUCAAAUUUGGUCGUGCCAAGGCCGCUAACACGGAAUCAUCGAAUCGGCCGCAAGAAAAGAGCCCAAAACUCCAUGGCCUUCCCCCUUCGUAUGAGUCUAUAUGCUGGAAAGACGACAUGAAAAUACCCUGCAUCCCAUCAGCUACGCAUCUCUCAACACAUAGCUCGAAGAAAAGUUACCCGAUUCCUGCCCGACCGUUCCCCAAGGAUUGGGAAACCAGCGUCGGCCCCAAAAACAGCUUCCUGAGAUCUAGUGGCUACUGCUCCAUUCUUAAUGAAAAUAAUGACCGAAGAUCUUGA
Molecule: messenger RNA, 333 nt
Organism: Puccinia graminis f. sp. tritici CRL 75-36-700-3
Lineage: Eukaryota; Fungi; Basidiomycota; Pucciniomycetes; Pucciniales; Pucciniaceae
Exons: 2
Coding region: 1-333 (110 amino acids)
Source: RefSeq, a predicted model, not a curated record